This is a messenger RNA of Nematostella vectensis (starlet sea anemone), 1346 nucleotides long. RefSeq names its product cytochrome c oxidase assembly protein COX18, mitochondrial. Bases 119 to 1174 code for a protein of 351 amino acids. Gene Ontology annotation, cellular component: mitochondrial inner membrane. Gene Ontology annotation, molecular function: membrane insertase activity. Gene Ontology annotation, biological process: protein insertion into mitochondrial inner membrane from matrix; mitochondrial respiratory chain complex IV assembly. The record is from RefSeq and is a predicted model, not a curated record. NCBI's taxonomy places the organism in Eukaryota, Metazoa, Cnidaria, Anthozoa, Actiniaria, Edwardsiidae. The transcript is spliced from 6 exons.
AUUAUGGGGAUGAAUUGAGUGAUAUGAAGGGUCAAGAUGGCUCCCGGGGAAAAAGAUGAGCUCAUCCCCACUAGUUGUUGACUAGAAGUACCUCCUGCUCUUUCUAUCUCAAUAUUUUAUGUGGCUAACAACUUUCUCUCUCAAUAACAAGCAAAGAAGCUUCAAAAUAUCCACGAAACAGACAAGAAGCAUUAUAGGAACACUUAAGCCUCACGCAAGCUGCUUCACUGUACUUCAAACUAAUUUGCUGCAAAGACAGCCCAGCCGGCAAGCAAGCCAGGCAGGUUACUAUGUCUCCCAAGACUUCCCUCCAAUCUAUGCAACACAGCAAGUCUUAGAGGCAAUUCACACAUGGACACAUCUGCCAUGGUGGGCUACAAUUAUAGGGGUCACUGUUGUAUUAAGGACUUGUAUCACGCUACCUCUGGCCAUCCGCCAGAACAAGCUGGUGGCUAAGAUAGAGCUGCUGCAACCAACACUUCAGAUGAUGACGGAAGCUUUGAAGCACAGAGAGGCAGUGGAGUGUAAGAGGGCAGGAAAGACUGUGGAGGAGUUUGAAAAAAGGUUUAAGAAAAAGCAACGGCGUAUGAUGUAUGAACUGUACCAGGGUGAAGGAUGCAACCCGAUAAAAAUGUUCUUGUUGCCAUGGAUACAGCUCCCGUUAUGGAUACUGAUCUCCCUUUCAUUAAGAAGUAUGACAGGGACAAGCUAUUCCCAGAGAAAUUCAGGGGAUCUACCAGUUCUAUGCCCUGAGAUGGCGUCAGAGGGUGCUCUAUGGUUUCCCGACCUGCUUGUACCUGACCCUACCAUAAUGAUCCCACUAGCAGUGGGGAUCUGUAACCUCACCAACAUCGAGAUGCAUGCCCUCCGUCGCCAGCAGCCUUCGAGGUUCCAGAGAGUGAUGACCAACACGCUACGACUGCUUUCCGUCUUCAUGGUCAUGUUCGCUUCACAAGUUCCAACGGCGAUGUCCUUAUAUUGGGCAGUGUCGGCUGGUUUUGGUGUCUGUCAGAAUGUCUGUCUCAAGCUUCCUACUGUUCGCCGUCAACUAGGGAUUCCCAAGACCCCCAGCGAAAGCAAAACCCCAUUUAGAGAUCUUCGGAACAUAGCUCAGGCUAAAAUGGAUACUUUCCUUCAAAAACAAAGACAAGACCCCUGGAGAAAGGGAAAAUGAAAUUCCUUAUGAGGGAGACAUAUAGUAAUAAGAUACCUGGGAAAGGGUAAAAUGAAAUUCCUUACAAGAAAGACAUAGAAAGACACUGCAGUCUGGAACGGUUUUAUAUACUAUAAGUGGGCCACUGUGGCCAUGAAAGUUUGUUUCUAACUAAUAUAAAAUUAACACAAAA